Messenger RNA from Spirodela intermedia, 4158 nucleotides. The record is from the annotation of a GenBank genome assembly. Lineage: Eukaryota; Viridiplantae; Streptophyta; Magnoliopsida; Alismatales; Araceae.
AUGUCACAGGGCUUCUACCAGGGCCUCUUCACCUUCCCCGAUGGCGUCCAUGAGCCCAACGGCGCCGCUGGCAACCUGCUCUCGGACAUGUUCAAUUUACCCUCCGGCGGGGGCUCCCAGGCUGCUGACCUCGCCGCCAGCCAGAUCCCGCCAAAUUUCCGCCACCAGAGAUCCGCCCCCUCGGAAGCGGGGCCGCCCUCCUUCUCUGGAGACUGGUAUGCCGGCGGCGGCAGCAUGACCCACCUGGCAAACGCAGCAGCGAAGCCGGCACCACUGCCGCAGCCGCAUAAUUUCCCCGGUUUGAACGCCGCCACCGCUAUGCAACUGUUCCUGCUCAAUCCCCAGCAGCAAAGGCCGCCGCCCCACUCGGCCGCGCUACCACAUCCCUACUUCUUUCCGGCCGAGCAGGUGGAGUACGGGGGAUCCUUCUCGGCGGCGCAGGGGCUGAGGCAAUCGAGGUACGCUCGCGCCGCUCAGGAGCUUCUGGAGGAGUUCUGCAGCGUAGUGAGGGGGCAGAUGAGGGCGAGGGGAGGAGGAGGGAGGGGGAAGAGACAGGUUUCCUCCUCCUCCUCCGCCGUCACCGGCGACGGUGGGCCGUCCGCCACCGCCCCCGGUAUGGAGGCCCCCGUCGACAGGUUCGAACAGCAAAGGAAGAAGGCUCAGCUCUUGUCCAUGCUCAAUGAGGCACGUAGUCUUACAUCUCUCUCGCUCCUCUCUCUCUCUCUCUCUCUCUCUCUUAACCCCACCUCCCUCUCUCUCUCUUUUGCACCAGCUUUCCCCUUUCUCGUCUGUCGUACCUCUUUCUUCCUUCGCUUCCUGUCUCCCACCUUCCCCCUCCUGCACUGCCCACCAGUGAAACCCUAGGCGAUAUUGGCCCCGCGAUCCUCUUGCUCUCUCUCUCUCUCUCCAUCCCCAUUCAGAUCUACUCCAAAAACUCCUCAGAGAAACCUGGGGUUGAGCGCGAGGAUAGAUGCCUCCUGGUCUGAGUUGACUUUGAGGGGCUGUGAUGGGGAAAUCGUGAUCCACAUCAUAAUUGGCACUCUUCUUCUUGUUGUUCUUCUUCCCCCUGCCUCCAUGGUUACGACAAUUCCCCGAAGAAGAAACGUGGGAAUAUCGAGUUAUUCUCUCAGACAUCCUUUCCAUUCUCAGGAAAGAAAAAAAAGAGAGCAGUGUAAAUCCAUGCAACCGAAGUCCCCCCCCCCUUCUCUCUCUCUCUCUCUCUCUCUCUCUCUCUUUCUUUCCUUCUCUCGCUUGUCCUCCUAGUUUCCCUGAACUCAGAGGCCGCGACUGAGGAAUCAUCUUUUUUCUGCUCUAUCUUGUAGUAAUGGCGGGGCGUUCACCAUAUCUCUAUCGCUCUCUCUCUGUCUCAUGGCCGCGAGUUAACCAUCUUUCUUCUGCUAUCUUCAUCCUCUCUCUCUCUUUCUCGCACUCCCUCUCGUGGUAUUAGAUUGACCAUCUCUCUUCUUCCUCUUCCCUCUUUCUCGCACUCACACUCAUGGUAGUAGAUUAACCGUCUUUCUUCUUCGUCCUCCUCUCUCUCUCUCUCUCUCCCUCUCCCUCUUUCUCAUAGAAGUAGAUUUGCCGUCUUUCCUCUCUCCUCUCCCUCUCUUUCUCAUGGUAGUAGAUUAACCGUUUUCUUCCUCCUUCCCCCCCUCUCUCUCUCGGUAGUAGAUUAACCGUCUUUCUUCUUCUUCCUCUCUCCUUCUAAUGGCGGUGGACAAACCAUUCAUUCUUCUUCCUCUCUUUCUAAUGAAGGUGGAUUAACAUCGUCCUUCCUCUCUCUCUCUCUCUCUCGCUACUGGUUACGGACUAAUAAUAUCUUUCUUCCACUCUCUUUCUCGAACCGCAGUUGAUUAUCCAUAUCUGUCUUCUCUCUCUCUCCCUCUCUCUCUCUCUCUCUCUCGCUACUGGUUACGGACUAAUAAUAUCUUUCUUCCACUCUCUUUCUCGAACCGCAGUUGAUUAUCCACAACUGUCUUCUCUCUCUCUCUCAUCUUCUUUCUCCUCCCCCUCUCCCACCGUAAUGCCCGUAAAUUCACCACCUUCCUUCUUCUUAUCUUCUCCCUCCCUCUCUCUCUCUCUCUUGUUUUCUCGAGUCCAUCCAUUUCCAUGAGCACUGAGCCGUGAGUGUUCUGGUGGCGGCGUUGGAACAGAUCGAUAGAAGAUACAGCAGCUACUGCGACCAGAUGCAGGCGGUGAUGAGCUCCUUCGACUCCGCCAUGGGCCUCGGCUCAGCGAUCCCCUACACCGCCCUCGCCCGCCAGGCCAUGUCCCGCCAUUUUCGCGCCCUCAAGGACGCCGUCGCCGCUCAGCUCCGCAGGACCUGCUCGCUGCUCGGCGAGGACGCUGGCGGCGGCGGCGGCGGAGGAGCUGCGGGGCUCACCAAGGGAGAGACCCCGCGGCUGAGGCUGCUCGAGCAGAGCCUGUGGCGGCAGCGAUCGCUCAGCCACGGCGGCGCCGCUCUCGAGCAGGAGACAUGGCGACCGCAGAGGGGCCUGCCGGAGCGCUCCGUCAAGGUCCUCCGGGCUUGGCUCUUCGAGCACUUCCUUCACCCGUAAGCUCUCUCUCUCUCUCCUGUUUCUCUCUGUAUCUUUGUCUGUAGAGAUGUGGGAUGAGAUCUAGCCGCCGAUCCAGCGGAGAUUAACCGUGGCAGCCAUAUGAAACUUUCUCUCUCUUCCUUCACUUACACUGUCGACUGUCCUUUCCCCCCUUCCUCCUCCCAUUCCCCACCUCUGCUCUGCUGUGCAUGGACCUUUUAUGAGGUAACUGACGAUGCUCUCUCUCUCUCUCUCUACAGGUACCCUAGUGAUGCAGACAAGCAUUCGUUGGCGAGACAGACGGGUCUGUCGAGAAGCCAGGUCAGUUUCCUCCCUUCAAUUAUGAGAGAUGAAGUACGACCUCACCUAGCCCUGUAAGAGAAAGAGAGAGAGAGAGAGAACCAUAAAAUAUAAUAAACACGAAAAUGAAAAUGGUUGACACUAAUUUAUCUGAUUCUUUAGAGACCAAAUAGGAGGACGAUUGAUCCAUAUGAACUGAGAAUUUCUGUGGUUAAAUAAUAUCAUAAAAUUAAUUAUAUGGUUAGGGUUUAUGUGGGAGGUCAACUGGCCGGACCUAGCCAUGGCUCUCUCCUGGGGAUGAGAUCACGUAUUUGAGAGCCCAAGAAGGAAAGCUCUAUUUCUGCCUCCUUAGGUUAGUGUUAGAACACCAGUACACACACUUUCUCCCUCUAGAUCUAAGCUAAGGAAGAACAGUGUAUAAAUAAUAUAAAGUUUUACUCUUUCUCUCUCCUGGGUAGUCACCGAACAGUUUACUCUCCCUCUCUCUCUAAGCCGACUGAACAAAUGAAAGAUAAUCUGUAAAUGUACACAACCUAUGAAAAUUCAAAACUUAUGAAGAUAAUCCUACUAAUAUCCCUCUACACCCAUUAAAAAAUCCAAAUGAUUCCUCCCUUUCUCCUACUAGUGUGAGUACAGUACUCUCUCUCUCCGCUUGUGUAGUGAUAGAGCACACGCACACACACUCUCUCCUCUCUCUCUCUCUCGCGCUGAAGUGAGCGAGCAGUACUUUCUCUCUCUAUCUGUCUUUCACACACAGAGAUCCUACCAAGCAGCGACAUAAGCAUUAAAUAUCCCCCAUCGGGUCUCGCUCUCUCUCCCCUCUGUGGAUUUCACCUUCCCAAGGGCGCUCUCCCUCUCUCUCCGGGGCCUUCCCCAUUUACUAUUCGCUGCCAUGGUCGGCAGCUCACACAGGCCAUCUGGGCAUCACCCUCUGCAGGUCUCCAACUGGUUCAUCAAUGCCAGGGUUCGCCUGUGGAAGCCCAUGGUUGAGGAGAUGUACCAGAAGGAGUCCACGGCGGCGGAGGACCAGACUCCGCCGCCGGAGCCGGCACCGGGAGGGGCCGGCGAGGGCAGUUCGUGGUCGCCGGCGCCGUCCCACCGGAGCCAGCAGUACCAGCAGGAGCGCCUUGCCCCCUGGGAAGCAGCGGCGGCGGCGCGGCACGGAGACGGCGUCGACAUGGCGGCGCUGCUCGUCGGCGAUCUCUGCGAGCUCGGCGGCGCCGCCGGGCUCGCCACUUCCGGCGACGUCUCCCUCACCCUCGGCCUCCGCCACGCCGGCAACUCUCCGGCGAUGCGGAGGUUUCCCGGCGAGGGCUUCUGA